UCGCGCGGCCAGACAUGACGGGUCUGCAGCCGGCCAAGAAGCUGACGCCGUUCUCGGUGGAGGCCCUGCUGGCCGACGUGGUGACUAGCGGGCCCAGGGACGUGCAGGAGGCUCAAGUGACCAGCUCGUCGAGCAACGUGGAGCCGGACUUGUGCCUGCCGCCCGAGCAAGCGCUCCACUGGGGAGCCGCCUGGUUCACGCGAUCCUCCCCCGCGCCCGGUCAUCUCGAGACACCCGGAGGGCCCUGCAAGCUGCCGGCGCCGGUCAAGUGCCAGCUGCGCAAGCACAAGUCCAACCGCAAGCCGCGCACGCCGUUCACGACUCAGCAGCUGCUCUCGCUGGAGCGCAAGUUCCGCGCCAAGCAGUACCUGUCCAUCGCCGAGCGGGCAGAGUUCUCCUCGUCGCUGAGCCUGACGGAGACGCAGGUCAAGAUUUGGUUCCAGAACCGGCGUGCCAAGGAGAAGCGGCUCAAGGAGGCCGAGAUCGAGCGGCUUCGCAUGGCCGCGCGGCCCCCCGUGCUGCCCUUCUUCGGACCGUUCGGCGCGCUGUGCUCGGCACCCGGCGCUGCGCUCCACGCGCCAGUGUUCGCGCCAGCCAUGUUCGCGCCACCGCCCCCUGCCGAGCGACAGCCGCCGCCGUAGCCACCAGCGGAAGAAGACUGCCACCUGUA
Messenger RNA from Rhipicephalus microplus (southern cattle tick), 670 nucleotides. Its product is annotated as homeobox protein MSX-1. The record is from RefSeq and is a predicted model, not a curated record. Gene Ontology annotation, molecular function: DNA-binding transcription factor activity, RNA polymerase II-specific; RNA polymerase II transcription regulatory region sequence-specific DNA binding. NCBI's taxonomy places the organism in Eukaryota, Metazoa, Arthropoda, Arachnida, Ixodida, Ixodidae. Gene Ontology annotation, biological process: regulation of transcription by RNA polymerase II; embryonic morphogenesis. Gene Ontology annotation, cellular component: nucleus.